AUGGCGGUGCGCUCUCUUUGGCUGUGCACGCUCCUCGGAUGUGCACGCUCCUCGGCUGUGCACGCUCCUCGGAUGUGCACGCUCCUCGGCUGUGCGCGCUCUUCGGCCGCAAUCGCGGGUCUUGACUGUGCGGGAAUGCACGCGUUGGCUCAUCACUUUGUGCAUCAGUUGUGUCUGAGCUUGGAGGGAGAGGAGCAGGUCAAAGAGGGAGAGGAGCAGGUCAAAGAGGGAGAGAAGAAGGUCAAAGAGGGAGAGGAGCAGGCCAAGGAUGGAGAGGAGCAGGUCAAGGAGGGAGAGGAGCAGGUCAAGGAGGGAGAGGAGCAGGUCAAGGAGGGAGAGGAGCAGGUCAAAGAGGGUGAGGAGCAGGCCAAGGAGGGAGAGGAAAUUUAG
Molecule: messenger RNA, 390 nt
Organism: Knipowitschia caucasica
Lineage: Eukaryota; Metazoa; Chordata; Actinopteri; Gobiiformes; Gobiidae
Source: the annotation of a GenBank genome assembly